GUGGAACGCGCCCACAGGCCAGCUAUGGCUCUCUUCGCCAACACUAGGAUCCACAUCCCCGAAACAAUACCUAGGGACCGUUUCCAGCAGAUUGUCCAUGUGAUUCGGCACAAUGGAGGGGAAAUCGUUCCCCUUCCAAAUGCAACUCAUAUCGUCACCAACACUUUACGAUUCUUCGGCGUUGAGGACGUUCGCCAAGGCGUUUAUAUCGUCAAAGAUAUUUGGGUUGACCGAUGUAUGGUUUUGGGUGAAUUGCUCUCACCAGAACUAUACUCUGUGGAGCCCGGGAAAAUAUUCAGCGGCGUUGUUGCAACUGCUUCUGGGAUGUCUUCGUCCGAUCUUGUCAUUCUUCGCACUGGAAUAUUAUCUCUCGGUGGCACCUGGCGCACAGGCCUGACGAGAGAAGUGACACACCUGUUUGCCACCUCCCCCAACUCCGAAAAAUAUGCUGCUGCGAUGGAGCAUCAACCGAAGACAGGCAUGAAGAUUCUACUCCCCCAUUGGUUCGACGAUGCAGUUCGCAUUGGAUCUGGGCAACUUAGCACUGGGCCAUACGAAUGGCCAGAACCAAAUCUCUUGAAGUCUCCCUUACUUUCAGAGAAGCCAGACCGCAAGAAUCUUCACUUGAGCACUGAACGACAGCAAUACUUCAAAACCGCCAUUUGGCAUCCUGAACACAAUUCCCAUUUCCCCGCCUUAGCUGAGCCAACAGGAGAAGAUAUAUGGAAGCAACGUCGUAUACUUCUCAGUCGCUCGAUUGGACUCGACGAUACCAGACGACGAGUUGUCGAAGAUGCUAUAACCACCGCUGGGGGUCAUAUCGUUCGCAUCUCUGAGGCCCACAAAGGCAAUUAUGACGACAAGGAGUACGAAAAAAUAGGGAAAUGUGAUGUUUAUAUUACGAGAUGGAGGGCCGGUCGCGCUUUUGUCAGGGCCGUAGAAGAAGUCAAAAUCAUUGGAACACUUAAUUGGGUUCUGUUUGUGCAUGCUACACAAACAGUCUCCAGCCCGAUGGAUCAACUCCUUCAUUUUCCCGUCCGCAAAGUUCCCGUUGCCGAAAAUUUCGCCCAACAGCGUAUCACUGUGACAAACUUCGCCGGUGGAACUCGAGAGUAUCUGAAGGCCCUUAUCAAGGUAAUGGGUGCUGAGUAUACCGCAAGCAUGACGGGUACGAACACCAUCUUAAUUGCCGCGCAUAUGGGGGGCAUCAAGACCGAGAAAGCGCUAGCUUGGUCGAUUCCAGUUGUCAAUCACGUCUGGUUGGAGAACUGCUUCACUGAGUGGAGAUUCAUCCACCCUGCCGUCAGCAAGUACAUCGAAUUUCCGCCCCACGUUGACUUUACCCCGAUGUUGGGUGAACGCGGUCUAGCUCUUACUGCAGAAGAGUUGCUCGCCACAGAGGAAGAACAAGAGGAUGGACGAGCUCCAAAUGGAACCGAGGCUAGUGCUAAGGAGGUCGAAGGGAUCCUCAGCGCUGGAGAUAUCGAGGAGGCGGUGGAUAUAGCGGGAAAAUCUAAAACAGCCCGUUUGGUUCCGGCAUCGGUCAGUCCCACAAAGCCUCGGGUGGCUCGCGAAGGGGCAACUUCUAACUCCUCCAAACGCCUGGCCGAUGCUGAUGAUUCUCCUUCGAAGAAGCGGCCGAUGGAUGAGACUGCCCAGCCUCCCACACCCAAACGUCUGAAAACGUAUGGCAAAAGACGGACAUUGUUUUCGGAGGGAGAGGAGAGCGACACAGAUCAGGCCAAGCCAUCUCGAAAAGAACCAAUUUCUCGUGAGAAGAAGGGCUCGUCUUCCAAACGAAAAGCCUUGUCGGACGUUGAGCCAGACGAGUCGUCUUCUGAGUCGCCUCCCCCACGAAAGCGUGCCAGGACGACGACCAAGUCUCGAACAGUUUCUGGUAAAGCUAAUGGGAACACAACCUCAUCCCGCCAGGAAAAAGUUGCUGGACGCUCGGGAAAUCUAAUCCUUUCUGAGCAACGAUCGCAUCAGCAACAGGAAGUGGCCGAAGAGGAGGAAGUGUCUAAUGACCCAGAGGCGACGGGCUCAAAACAUACGCAGAGGAUACGGUCCAGGAAAACUGAAAACUCGGUCCAAACAGCACGGCAGCCUGCCACCAAGGCACAAGCGAAGGGCUCAAAGAGGGAUGCCCCUCCCAGAACAACACGUAGCAGUUUAACAGAGAUUCGAAUGCUAACAACAAUCACUGAAUUGGACAAGGAUAUUAUCAAGAAAUUGACGAAGCUGGGAGUCAAGACAGCUAACUCAGUCGCAGAUUGCACCCAUCUUAUUGCUCCUAGUAUUGUCCGAACGGAGAAAUUUUUGUGUGCAUUAGCUAAUGGGGCUUGGCUACUUUCGACCGAUUGGGCGAAUAAGUCGGCGGCAGCCAACAAACUUUUACCUGAGGAUGAUUACAUCCUAUCGGACAAAGCUAACGAGAAAAAAUGGGGCAUCAAACUGACGAAGUCAAUGGAAAGAGCCAAAACCCGUGAUGGCAAGCUCUUCGACGGGUACACAUUCUUUAUUACGCCGAAGGUCGCCUCUAUAGACCUCCUGAGGACUGUCGUUGAGGCACAAGGCGGCAAGACAAGUACAACGAAACCGACCAUCAGAAUGAUCAACAGUUAUCCGAACCACUAUCUAAUUUCAUGUCCUGAAGACAAAGCGAUCUGGAAGCAAAUCGCCGCGAAACGGAGAAUCUUCACACAAGAAGUGAUAAUUGUUGGCUCACUGCAUCAGAAACUCGACUUUGACAAUCCAGAGCCGAUAUACUCCCUCUAUGUGUUUGAUCGCCAUUGCACAACUGUCUACUAUCACGAUUUCUUGCGCACUCGAAAACCAAAGCCUGCUGUCGAGGGCGCCAUCCUUCCCGCCGUGUCCCAGGCAGUCACUACACCCCACCAUGCAAACCCAUCCGUAUACUCUGCCUUCCAUAGGCCAACAAAUACUCUCUCGUCCAAUUCUGGUGUCGUAGUCGCAGUCAAUGAAAUGGCGGCGCAAACUCCUCCGACCCCACUGCUCAUGCAAACGCCUACGUCCCCUGCACCACCCAACGUGACGAGUACAGGCUUAUCCUUUGACGAAGAAGCGAAGCUUGUCUAUGGUGUCAUCCUGUCGCUGCGAAAUAUGGUCAAGAAGCUUUCUGGACGAGACGAACAGUUUACGAGCUAUCGCACCUCCUCGUAUAAGAUGCACCUCUACGAAACGGUGUCGGGUUAUAAGUUUGUCAUGCUGAGCGAUCCGAAUGCGGACUCGCUUCGCUUCAUCCUGCGACAAAUCUAUGUGGGCCCGUUCCUCGAAUAUGUUGUCAGGAAUCCCCUGGUGGAAAUGGACUCUCGAGAGUACGGAAUUGAUAACGAGUACUUUCGUGCAAGCGUCGAUCGGAUCGUUAGGAGUAGCCACUUUUCCAGUUGA
Molecule: messenger RNA, 3411 nt
Organism: Mycena indigotica
Lineage: Eukaryota; Fungi; Basidiomycota; Agaricomycetes; Agaricales; Mycenaceae
Exons: 12
Coding region: 25-3411 (1128 amino acids)
Biological process (GO): DNA double-strand break attachment to nuclear envelope; vesicle-mediated transport; double-strand break repair
Cellular component (GO): TRAPP complex; Cul8-RING ubiquitin ligase complex; nucleus
Source: RefSeq, a predicted model, not a curated record